Messenger RNA from Procambarus clarkii (red swamp crayfish), 3169 nucleotides. It is a transcript of the gene IntS8, whose product is annotated as integrator complex subunit 8. Gene Ontology annotation, molecular function: protein binding. Gene Ontology annotation, cellular component: integrator complex. Gene Ontology annotation, biological process: snRNA 3'-end processing. The record is from RefSeq and is a predicted model, not a curated record. Lineage: Eukaryota; Metazoa; Arthropoda; Malacostraca; Decapoda; Cambaridae.
GACUUUGUUUACGUCUUGAGGGUCCUCUCCCCCUCCUACACCCUCUCACUCACUAGUGACUCUCCUGAAGGAGUGAACAGUGUGGUGUUAUAGUGUUCUAUCGGGUGUUCUAACAAGAUAAUUAUAUGGCAAUUUGUGAUUUUAACACAAAUUUAGUGAUCAGAAGUCAAAAUGGCUUCAGACAUUGUUGCUUGGUUUGAAUUCCUCCUUAAUCCUACAUUGUUAGAGUCUCACCUGAAUCAAACAAAUCCAGAACCAUCUGCAAUUGGACUGAUCAUUCAAUUCAUAUACAAUAGCAUCAAGAGAACCGAUGGCGGAAAUAAUGAGGUGGAGACCAUGGACGUUUCAACACAAGAAAGCAACAACAAGAAGAAAAAUGCACUCUCUGUGUUGGCUCUCAAAACAGCAGCUCACCUCAACUGGAACUUGGAAAUUUUUGAACAGAAAUUACCUUUGCAUAUGCAAGAUGCUCUCCUCAUUGCAUUGCUGCACGAGACUUUAGAGGAGAUGAGCAGCCCAACAACACAUGGGACACUGGACACUGGUCCCUUGCUUCCUUAUCAGCUGUUCAGUGUUGCCUUGUAUCAUCGCUAUGCUCUUCGAGCACUCGUACGAACUAAAUUACCAGCCAAACCUAUCAAGGUCUCCAAUGUCCCCAUUCCAGGGCAGCAGGAUCCCACACAUGAGUCUCGUGAAGUCCAGGAAGGCAUAUUGAGCGUUCUCGAAAGAGGUGGUGAUGUGUCCGUCAGGAUUCUAGAACAGUUACUAGGAGCCGGUGAGGUUCGUGCACCAGUGCUACCAACAUUCACUGUGCACACCCACCAUACUACUGUCAUAUCUCAUGCAUGGGAACGCUGCAAGUCUGUAGCAGAUGAGCAGUUCAAAUGUCAGAUCCACUAUGACCUAGGUGCUUACCACUUCCUUCAGGAGAGAUACGAAGAUGCAUAUUCUCACUUCUCUGAAGCCUGUAAACUCUUACCAGAAUUAGGAUCCCAUCCAGACUAUUGCCAAGUGAAUGAGGGCAAGUUGAGGGGGUACUACAAGAGCUGUGCAUCCCUCUGUAGUCAGUCAACGCCCUUAGAACAGAGAUCACUUUAUGACAGAUUCUUGCACUCUAGCUGCAGUGGAUUUCAGGACUUGAUCAAGAUUCUGUCGGAAGACAAUGUGGCCCUUGAGAUUCCAUCAUACUUGAGGAAGAAUCUUGAACUGGAGCUACAAGCUAAACCUGAAAAGGCACCACCAGGAUUUCUUCUACAGGUGCAGACAUUGAAUACUGUUCGGAAUGUAUUGGAAGGAGACUUGUGGAAUAGCAACUAUCCUGCUGCCUUAGCUCAAGGUGGCAAACCAGGUGUACAGUUUCUGAUUCAGGUUUUAGCUGCAAAGUUUUCAAGGUUUACUAGCUCCCAUAAAGAGAGGAUACGCUUAUUUUUUAUAACUGUUAACUUAACAUCAAGCAUCAAAGAAGUGCUGGUCCCUGCAAUCAGAAUCUGCCCCCCACUUAAAGCUCUCUUCUCACAAGAGGAACUACUUGCAAUGUGGCCACAGUAUGAAGAAGGAAGAGCGUGCUCCAAUAAGACAUCUCCAGAUGCCACUGUGACAGAUCCAAACAACCUAAACGAUAUUAUUUGGGACCUGAUUCAUUCCUACUCGCCACAAGUACUGAAGAGUGCUGUGAUGCACUACAAGAAUGUCAUGCCGCCCAGACUCGACGUGAAUAAGAAGGAAAUUCCUGAACUUAACGUGAAGUGGGAGAUACCAAUCCCCAUCUACAACACAUUAAUGAAGCUGCCUCAGACCUCUCAGAGAGAGCUUGUCUUUUUGUAUAUUGCAAAAGCUGUAGAAUUGGCUCAAGCAAAGAGCUUCCAGAGUGCACUAGAUUUACUUGAUGAAGCUUGCAGCAAUUCAUCAAAGCUUGCAGGUAGGGACACGGCACGCCUCUCCAAGCUGCUGAUGUGGAUGGUGCUCAUGACCAAGAUUCAGCACUGCUUGCAUGAAUUGCCGUGUGUGGAUAAUUCAGUGAUGAGUGAUCUGACAAAUGAAGCUCGAAAAUGUUUAAGUGCUCACAAUGGACGAGAUGGAAUUGCUCCGUGGACUGGCGUAAAUAACUGGUGUAUACUCUUGCUACUUAAUGCUGGUGAGUGGAGUAGUCUGCUGGGAGGGGUGUCGCUGCCCUCCCAUCUCUACCUCCUGGUGUUGGUCAAGCCCUUGGCAGCAACAGCACGGGCUUUGAGGGAGAAGCUCACCAACAAGACAGUUUGGUAUGAACUUUGGGAUAUAGUGGUUGGAGUCUUGGGGAACAGUGUGCAACACAAACGCUCCAGUUCUGGCCAGUCUACAGCAGUUGAGCGGCACCACGACUCGGUCAUUAUGAGCCGAUCUGCAUUUCUGGACUUUCUCGAGAAUAUUCGAGAACCAAGCUGCCUCUCCAUCAUCAUCUCUCUUCUUGGUCAUGUUCUCAAUCUUCUGAACCAAGAACCUAGUAAUGAAGUACACAUUGAUCACCUUGCUAUGUGGCCAUCUACUGAUGUUAUUGUUUUCAGAACUCUUCCAAAGGAGACGGUGAGAGAGACACUGGUGUGGGUAGUAGAUCAUGCAACCAGAUUGUAUCCAACAGCAACACAUACAAGUGCAGCUCUGUGCACCUCGUGGCAUUUAUCACGGGCCGACCUCUCGUACAUGAGUGACCAGUACCACAGUGCCCUGGCCGGGUAUUUGACGGCUGUGUUUGUUGCCACAGAUUUCCUUAGGAAUGACAAUGGAGGGGAUCAGUCAGUAUUGACAGACAGCAUCAUCAGAAGAAUGAUUCGAUGUUGUAUGAAUCUGAACUGUUACACACAGGCAGCCAUCUUGUGCCAGUUCUUGGAGAGCAUUGACUACAGCACUGCACUGCGUUGUUUGCAAGAGAGGAACUCCGUCGAUGCCAUGGAUGCCUACUACUGCUGCUUAUGGGAUGUUUCACUCAUCGAGUUCAUCAUCAACAUGCACCAGAAGCGAGGAGAAAUACAACGCAGGGAUAAAGCCUUGAAAAUGAUGGGCCUUCUAGAAGUGAACUCCAACAACAACGAUGAAAUCCAGAGGGAAGCAGCGAAGGUCCGCAAGCACAGGUUUCUGCGUGCCAUGGCCAAACAGUACCUGUAGAGACUAUAUUGAAAUUAAAUUUGAACAACUA